AUGGAUCAUUCUCUGAAAUCAUCAAGAGGCAAACCUACCACCACCGCAACCACCACCACAACCACCAAUAAUAAUCCAAAUUCUCAAAAAGAAAGUGGAUGGACAACUUACUUUGAUGAUUUCUCAAAAGGCACAAAACCAAGUUAUUAUUCAGGUGGUGGCUCUUCUUUGGUUUCAGAUGCUUCUUCUUGUGCUGUAUGGAAAUUUUCUCAUCAUCAUGAUCGUAUUGUUUCAUCAAAGUUGCCAAAGAAGCUUUGUUUCAAGAAAACUAGAUACAAAAUUAUUUCGGAUGAUGACCCUUUAGAAGACACUGCUAGCUCUCCUGUCAAUAGUCCCAAGGUGAGAGACUUGAGUCCAAGUCAAAUUGCUUCUAGGAAGAUUGAUGAACAACUACAAGCAGGUUCUAUGGGUAAAGGGUUAACAUCAUCAGAGAAUCAUUCAGAGUUGCUGCAAAUGGAUGAUAAGCUUGAAUUUGAAUUUAAUGAGAAGAAUAUUGAUUGCAUAGAAUUGAAGAAAAGAGGACUUUGCUUGGUUCCUUUGUCUUUGUUGGUUAACUAUUUGGGGUGA
Molecule: messenger RNA, 567 nt
Organism: Lathyrus sativus (Indian pea)
Lineage: Eukaryota; Viridiplantae; Streptophyta; Magnoliopsida; Fabales; Fabaceae
Source: the annotation of a GenBank genome assembly